Elephantulus edwardii (Cape elephant shrew) is the source of this 942-nucleotide messenger RNA. Its product is annotated as olfactory receptor 9I1-like. Gene Ontology annotation, cellular component: membrane. Gene Ontology annotation, biological process: sensory perception of smell; G protein-coupled receptor signaling pathway. Gene Ontology annotation, molecular function: olfactory receptor activity; odorant binding; G protein-coupled receptor activity. The transcript has a single exon. Lineage: Eukaryota; Metazoa; Chordata; Mammalia; Macroscelidea; Macroscelididae. The coding region runs from base 1 to 942 and encodes 313 amino acids. The record is from RefSeq and is a predicted model, not a curated record.
AUGGCAAAGAACAAUCUCACCACAGUCACUGAGUUCAUCCUUAUGGGCUUCACGGACCACCCCAAGUUGAAGGUUCCCCUCUUCCUGGUGUUUCUGUGUUUCUAUCUAGUCACUCUGCUGGGGAAUGUGGGGAUGGUCAUUCUGAUUCAAGUUCAUGUCCCACUACACACCCCCAUGUACUUUUUCCUCAGCCACCUUGCCUUCUUGGAUGCCUGCUACACCUCAGUCAUCACCCCUCAGAUCCUGGCCACUCUGGUCACAGGCAAGACUAUCAUUUCUUAUGGCCAGUGUGUUGCCCAGUUCUUUUUCUUCACCAUUUGUGCAGGGACAGAGUGCUUCCUGUUGGCAGUCAUGGCCUAUGACCGCUAUGUGGCCAUUAGAAACCCACUGUUUUACACCGUGGCCAUGAACCCCAGAGUCUGCUGGAGUUUGAUAGCAGGAGCCUACGCGUGUGGUGUUUCGGGGGCCAUCCUGCGUACCACAUGUACCUUCAGCCUCUCCUUCUGUGAUGACAAUCAGAUCAACUUCUUCUUCUGUGACCUCCCGCCCCUGCUGAAGCUUGCCUGCAGUGACACAACAAAAGCUGAGAUUCCCAUUAUCUUUGGCAACUUUGUGUUCCUGGUCAACACUUUGAUCAUCCUGAUUUCCUACGUGCUCAUCAUCAAGGCCAUCUUGAGGUUGAAGUCUUCGGGGAGCAGAGCCAAAACCUUCUCCACCUGUGUCUCCCACCUCACCGCUGUCGCCCUUUUCUUUGGGACUCUCACCUUCAUGUAUCUACGGAUUGGCUCAGACAAAUCCUUGGAGGAGGAGAAGGUUGUAUCUGUUUUCUACACUGUGGUCAUCCCCAUGCUGAAUCCUCUGAUCUACAGCUUGAGAAACAAGGAUGUCAAAGUGGCCUUCAAAAAGGUCACUGGAAAAUUCCAGGUGUCCCACAGUACGUAG